Messenger RNA from Capronia epimyces CBS 606.96, 1848 nucleotides. RefSeq names its product AAT family amino acid transporter. Gene Ontology annotation, cellular component: membrane. Gene Ontology annotation, molecular function: amino acid transmembrane transporter activity. Lineage: Eukaryota; Fungi; Ascomycota; Eurotiomycetes; Chaetothyriales; Herpotrichiellaceae. The coding region runs from base 1 to 1848 and encodes 615 amino acids. The record is from RefSeq and is a predicted model, not a curated record. The transcript is spliced from 4 exons. Gene Ontology annotation, biological process: amino acid transmembrane transport.
AUGGCGUCCACCAGCCCUACACCGAAUGGAGAUCUUGAGAAGAACGGAUAUGUCCUCGACAACUCCCCUCCUUUCGGAUCCGUGGAUGAUAAAGGGGAGCGGCGUGGUUCCAUUUUUGCACCGGAUCGAGAAACACAAUUGCGGCAAGGCAGUCUCACCGUCUACCACGAGAGUUUCUUCUCGGCCUUCAAGCCCUCGAGCUUUCAAAGAAACCCCAACGCUAGAGUAGUGACUGAAGCAACGGACAAUGAAGGACGUCCAUUGAAAGACCAGCCUCCGGCCGAGCCUGCGCUGGCUAUGAAGUUGAAGCAGAGACACCUGCAGAUGAUUGCCAUCGGCGGGUCGAUCGGUACUGGUCUCUUUGUCGGUUCGGGCUCGGCCCUUGCAACCGGUGGGCCAGCAUCUCUUGUCAUUGCCUAUGGCUUGAUCGGUAUCAUGCUGUACUGCACCGUCCACGCACUUGGAGAAAUGGCGGUUCUCUUUCCUAUUGCCGGAGCCUUCUCGGUGUACUCCAGCCGCUUCAUUGAUCCCGCUUGGGGUUUUGCCAUGGGCUGGAACUAUGCUUUGAACUGGCUGGUCACCUUGCCCCUGGAGUUGACGGCGGCCUCCAUCACUAUAUCGUUCUGGGCAGGUGCCAGAGAUGUCAAUCCUGCUGCCUGGGUCAUUUUGUUCUGGGCCGCUGUGGUGAUGAUCAACUUCUUUGGGGUCCGUGGCUACGGAGAAGCCGAAUUUGUCUUUUCGAUCAUCAAAGUUGUUGCGGUGAUCGGAUUCUGCAUCCUUGGUAUCAUUAUUGCAGCGGGCGGCGUCCCUGGCAGUCCUCAGGGUUACCUUGGAGCACAUUACUGGUACGAUCCGGGUGCUUUCAACCAUGGAUUCAAGGGGCUCUGUUCGACCUUCGUCACUGCCGCAUUUUCAUUCGGUGGCACUGAACUGGUCGGCUUAACCGCCGCAGAGACAGAGAAUCCUCGGAAAUCUUUGCCGACUGCUGUCAAACAAGUGUUCUGGCGGAUCUGCUUGUUCUACAUGGUUAGCUUAACCAUCAUCGGGUGCAUAGUCCCGUAUACAGACAAUGAGUUGUUGAAUGGCUCGAGCAGCACCGACGCAAAUGCAUCACCAUUUGUGAUUGCAGUCAAAAAUGCAGGCAUCUCUUCCGUGCCAUCGAUCAUGAAUGCGGUGAUCCUCAUUGCAGUGUUGAGCGUUGGGAACUCAUCCAUCUACGGAUCCUCUCGUACCCUGGCUGCUCUCGCGGAUCGAGGCCAAGCACCAAAAUUCCUGGGCUACAUUGAUCAGGCUGGACGGCCUUUGUUCGCGAUCAUCCUUGCGGCAACAAUCGGGCUCUUGUGCUUCAUUGUCGCUGCGGGUAGCGACACACGGACACAGGCUUUCAACUGGAUGCUCGCGAUCUCCGGUCUUUCAUCAAUUGUGACCUGGGCGUCGAUCUGUGCCUGUCAUAUCCGAUUCCGCGCUGCGUGGAAAUAUAACGGACACAGCACCAGUGAGCUCGCGUUCAAGUCGCAGCCGGGGGUCAUCGGCUCCUGGAUCGGGCUGACAUUGAAUAUCUUAAUCCUAAUCGCUCAGUUCUGGACCGGCUUUGCGCCUGUGGGAUACGCAGAGAUGUCGGCGGGCGAAAGGACCCAGGCAUGGUUCGAGGCCUACCUGUCUGCGCCCAUCAUCAUGCUCUUCUAUAUCAUCUUCAAGAUCUGGAAGAGACCGGCCUACAAGAAGAUCCGGGAAAUCGAUAUCACCAGCGGCAGGAGGGAGAUGAAUCUGGCGGAGAUCCUUGCAGAGGAAAGAGCCGAGCAAGCCACAUGGCCACGGUGGAAGAAGGCUUACAAGGCGGUGUGUUGA